Opisthorchis viverrini is the source of this 333-nucleotide messenger RNA. RefSeq lists its product as hypothetical. NCBI's taxonomy places the organism in Eukaryota, Metazoa, Platyhelminthes, Trematoda, Opisthorchiida, Opisthorchiidae. The record is from RefSeq and is a predicted model, not a curated record. The coding region runs from base 1 to 333 and encodes 110 amino acids. The transcript has 2 exons.
AUGGCGUCUAGUGUACACUUUUGCCAUUUAAUCUCAAACCACACUCAGUAUGACGGACACUUUGUGCCUGACGUAAACGUGGUCUCUACGUGCAGAAAACGACCGUUGGUCGGGUCAGAUCGACGUCAGACUAGCGACGUUGGUUGUAAGAAAAAAGAACUAAGCGGCGAUGGGUUAUACUGGUCAGGAAAUAUUCUGCAAGUUAGAGAGGAGCAGCUGCACCCCAGAGCUCUUUUCGCCCAGCCCUGCGCUGAGUCGAAGCCACCGAGAGGUAAACAGUGUAUGAGCUGGCAACGAAGUAUGAAGACGCUAACCAGUAAACUGUCAGGCUAA